Molecule: messenger RNA, 3454 nt
Organism: Hippoglossus stenolepis (Pacific halibut)
Lineage: Eukaryota; Metazoa; Chordata; Actinopteri; Pleuronectiformes; Pleuronectidae
Product: CLOCK-interacting pacemaker-like
Exons: 5
Coding region: 537-1910 (457 amino acids)
Biological process (GO): negative regulation of circadian rhythm; negative regulation of DNA-templated transcription
Cellular component (GO): nucleus
Source: RefSeq, a predicted model, not a curated record
AGACGGCUCUCAUUGUGUCUGGUAGGUGGUCCGCGGCCCGGGAGGCGGCCCCGGGUUCAGCCGAGGUAAAGCAGGCAAACACCGCGCGAAGCCCCGUGUGUGCUGGUGGUAACUCUGAGCUGCUGCUCCCCCGCACCCGCUUUAAUGACACAGCCUGUCAUCAUUGUCUUUUUCGCCCCUCACUCGUUUUGUUUCUAAAACGCCCUGCCACCUUUAAAACAGCGGCGUCAAGCUAGCUAGCGUUAGCCCGCCGGGAUUUCAAAACAAAAGCGUGAAAGUGGCGCCUGUCGGAUAAACGCUCAGACAAAUAACUCAAAGCAGAGAGCACACUGCAGCGGAGCAGCUGGUGUCAUGCGAGGACAUCUAUAAGGGGUAGUCUGGCUGUUAAUAUCCCAGACUGACUCAGCCCAUAAUGGACAGCACAAGAAUGCGUAUGAAAGGCUGUUCUUAUUAAGAAAGCUACAAUCCCCUGGUUGUUUGACAAGUUGUAUCUACACCUGAGGACAGCUUUACCUGAAUGCGUCAUAGGGUACAGUAUGCCAAAGGAACAACCUUGCCUGAGCGAGCACAGCCCCUGUGCCACAUCCAGCAUGAACGCCAAAGAUGAGCGCAACAGUACGACUCUGCUGGCGAUGCGUGAAACUAAAGACGCAGAUGACUCCAGUGGAAGGGGCUCCCUCUGCAGCUCAGAGAAAGACUCCGGCUACUCUGAUUGCUCAGACUGGCAGCAUAUGGAUGUGGAGGACCAGCAUAGCGACAAAAGCCAGUCCAGAGGUAGUGAGUGCGCAGAAACGUCACAGCCUGGCCAGAACAGAGAACGUGGGCAAAGAAAUUCUGAGAAUUCCACCUUGAUGCUUGCAGGACGUGAGCUCCCACCCAUCUACAUAAUCGACAACAUGGGGCUGAAGCAGACCCCCCAGCUGGACACGAUCCAGAAAAAAGGUCAGCUACUCUGGAGAAAUAAAAGCUUGGAAACUAGCAGUUCCGGUGCUCCCCAGAUCGUGUUGCCGACCACCCGGCAGCCCCACAAGCCCUUGUCCCGGAAGCCCAACAUCAUGGGCAAGAAAAGAAACGGCAAGUACCUGCCUAUUUUCAACUCCUAUUCCCGGAUUGCACCACACCCCAGCAAGAAGCCCCCAGAUAUAUCUUUAUCUAACGAAAAGCUCCAGAAUCGGAGCGAGAAUGUGUGCACAGAACAUAAGAGUGACAGUACACCAGGGACCAGGAGUCUGCUAGAUCAGCACCUUAAUAAGCAACCCAAAUUAGCAUUCUCAUGCUCCUCUUCACCCAGAGAUACUGUAUCCUCCUCCACUUCCGCUAUUGCUUGCUCGAGCCAGGGCUCUCCAUCUGCGUUCACUGUGCACACCACCGGCUCCUCCUCCCUCCUUGCAUCCAGAGGACUUCAAAGGAACGGCACCACUAAUGUUCGCCACCGCCGUUUCCUCAACACAUUAGAAAUCCUCGGACAAUCAGGUUUGUUAGACAUUGCACUGCGCACCAAGGAGCUGCUGCGCCAAAGCAACGCUAUCGAGCAGGACAUUUCCCAACUGCGCCAGCACACAGAGCUGCUGUGCCAGACCGCCAGCAACCCCAGCCUGAACGGUGUCACAGCCUGGGAACCUCUCCACAGAGCCAUGUCCGAAUCCUGCAGCUACCCCAACCUCAAACUCCUGCACAAUUUACAAACCCCGCCUCAUCCAGAUUCUUCUGGUCAACCAGAGAGUAUUAACACAGUUGACAGUGAGCAGCCAGCCACUGAGAGCUCGGCUGUGUCACCAUCUCAUUGUCCCCCAGCCUUACUGGACCCAAACCAGAACUGUCCUGUAUCACCGUAUCAGUCGGAACAAAGCAGGGAGCUCGCCACCGGUGGGAAAGUCACCUUUACGCCUCCUGACAGUUCUACCGGUUAGCACAAUCUGCAGUGCCUUGAGGAGGAGAUCCUGCCAGUGGAGAACCGGUAGUUAUGUUUGGAUAUGUGUAUUUUUUUUAUUUUUUAUGUUGUAUCUCUGCUUAUUUUAGAAUGUACUGUACAAGAUGUCAGUGUUCCCAGUUGAUUUAUUAAUUUCACGGGAGUUACGUUUUUUGACAUCUGAAAUUUGAUUUCAUAAUUAAUGUGCUUAAGUGCAACUUAUGGCCAAGGCACCAUCAUCUAUCACUACUGCAGACGUUGCAGAACCACACGCAGGAGGAGACGCUGUCUGCCCGUGAGCCACUUGAUGGAUUAUGUGAAAAUAAAAUGUGUUUCCUUAUAAGGAAGAGGACAUUUGCUAAAAAUCAAGUGGCACUUAAUGCAGUUAUGACAACUUCCGUGUACAAUACCAGGUCAGUUUGUCAUUUUGCCUUCACAACAGUUGGACUUUAUUUAGGGAAAAUGGGAAUAGAUCCAUCUCCUUGUAGAUCAUUUUUGAAUGAAAAAGUGAGUUGUGUCCCAAUUCAGAGGCUGCAUCCGCAUUCUUCGGUUGAGCUGAGGCGUGAUACUCAAGAAUUGUACAUCUCGUUGUUUUGCCAGCGAAAUUACCUCUUUUUAAAAACAGUUAGUCAUUUAAAGCACAUCAAAUCCUGGAAUACUUGGGUCGGAAAGGAUCCACCUGCUGGAGCCUUCGCUUCUCUGGGAUGGAAGGAUGCGUUUGUUGGCCGCAUGUAAAGGAACCAUUGAAAUGGGACAGUCCAGUCGCACCACUGUGAUGCCAUUGGUCCUCAAAUGCAGCCUCUGAAGGCUGCAGCCACUGAAUUAGACACAGCUAUAGAUUCUUAUAAAUUUAUUUCCCUGAGCAUGAGCAGUCGCUAAGAUUGGUGCCUUCGAAAGAACAUAAAAAGGCUCCCAGAAAAAUAGCACUUUAAGGAAACUGAUCGCAUUUGAGGCACAACAGGGAGCCUCAUGUUGCAGAGAAACUCCUCCUGUAACGUCACAGACUGCAUCACACUGGACUGCUUCAGGGACUUGUUUUCAAACGCUUCCCCAACAAAGCCUUAAAGACUCAAGUGAUAUUUUACUCUCUACGAAGAUGCAUAACCGCCACAGGUUGUGACACUCAGUGAACUCUAUUCAUUUAACAUACACAGCACAUGCCUUGUUAUAAUGGAAGCAAUUUAACCACAGACUGGAUGAUGGCAUCGCUCAGAUGAUCAGUUACACCAUUUCCUCUCAUGCAGCAGCUCUCUCCAGUUCGAUGAUUUUCUUUUUGUUUGCACAGAGCCACUAACUUUCUUCUUGUGGUCGAACGUUUUUUUUAUUCAUAGAUGUAGCACCGUUUGCAUCGUGAGCCUGAGAGUUUGACAGUGUUUUUGUAUAAAAUUGUUGACUCAGUGAUUUAUAUGCAUGUGAUAUGCGUGGGAUUAUUCUUCCACUACUUUGGGCUCAUGCAUAUGACACACAUUUCUGAAACUGAAAGUUGUUUAUGUAGUGCAUUUUUUCAUAAUUUUAAGGUAUUCAAAUAAAGCAAUAUAAAAAUUA